Molecule: messenger RNA, 659 nt
Organism: Juglans regia (Persian walnut)
Lineage: Eukaryota; Viridiplantae; Streptophyta; Magnoliopsida; Fagales; Juglandaceae
Product: mini zinc finger protein 2-like
Exons: 1
Coding region: 150-416 (88 amino acids)
Biological process (GO): regulation of developmental process; regulation of DNA-templated transcription
Cellular component (GO): nucleus
Molecular function (GO): transcription cis-regulatory region binding; DNA-binding transcription factor activity
Source: RefSeq, a predicted model, not a curated record
UCUUUCUCUAUCUCAUGUAUACGUCUCUGCCAUCACAUUGCUCAGGCUGAUAUAAUCAGUAAAUCAGUCUAAGAGUAGUACUACAAAUAUCUGUUCAAAAAACUUUAGAUAAGAAAAAAGAGAUCAGGAAUUAAGAUCUUAAUUACAAGAUGAGGAAGCGGCAGGUGAUCCUGAGAAGACAAGAACCAUCCGAUGGUUCCACAACUUCAUCUGUCACCGUUCGGACAGUGAGAUAUGCGGAGUGCCAAAAGAAUCAAGCAGCUAGCAUCGGAGGUUAUGCGGUUGAUGGCUGCAGGGAGUUCAUGGCCAGUGGGGAGGAAGGGACAGCAGCAGCACUUACUUGUGCUGCCUGCGGCUGCCACAGGAGCGACCACAGAAGGGAAGUGGAGGCUGAUGUAGGGUACGAGCGUGCUUGAUCCCCUUCUUCAAAUUGGUCUUAGAGAUAAUAUUAUUGAAUCCAUUUUCAAUCGAAGUGUGCCGUUUAUCUUUAUCUUCUUUUUUUUUUUUUUUUUGGGUUUCUGAUGGUUGUUGAGAUAUAUAAUAAAUAUAUGAAUGGAUUAUCAUGAUGUAUAUACUGAAUUGCAGCGUAUUUCAUUUGUGGAUUUGGAUUGAGUAUCGUUUUUUUAUCAAGUUUUUAUAACUUGUGUAGAAAACGUACU